Molecule: messenger RNA, 2388 nt
Organism: Effrenium voratum
Lineage: Eukaryota; Dinophyceae; Suessiales; Symbiodiniaceae
Source: the annotation of a GenBank genome assembly
UGUCCACUGCACGGCUGCCACCCCGCCAGCGCAGCUAUGGGGCCGAUAGGCCUGCUUUUGUCCAUCUCUGGCUUGCACCAGCCAGACGUGUGGACUGCAUCUCCGGGAUGCAGCAAACCAGAAUCGAGUCCAGAGACGGAGGGUGACGAUUUGAAUGACGCACCACCCCGUUCAAGCAGCUCCCUUGAGGAGGAGGAGACAGUCAUCACAAAAGUUCUCAGGUCUAUUGACCCCAGCAUGCUGGAUGGAAGCCCUGGGAAUGUCAAUGCGCUGACGCGCAAGGGCACGGCCUUUGUAACUAUAUGUAGUUCCAUCGGUUUCCAUGCGCUGCGUUUGAUUCUGCGGGACGCCUUUUUUAGAUCAGCGGCCUCUUCGACGGAGAUCAUGAAGCGCAAAGUCGCCGAGCACUACUUGCUCUCGGCCAUCCACGCCUUUGGUUGUUCCUUCUUUAGCUUGCGCAAGCUGCUGAGCAAAAAUUGGAAGUCGCCAGCUGGCUCCGAGGCCAUGCUUUGCUUCUCACUGGGCUACAGCAGUUAUACGCUGGCGGCACUUCGAGGGUCGCUGGACCCCCUGUCCGGGGUGAACGAGGUGGCGAACUUUGUGAAGCUCUGGUCCUGCUUGCGGGCGCAGGGCGUGGCCUGGAUCGUGCCCCUGCUCUUCUCCGCGGAGAUCCCCACGGCCUGUCUGGACGUGCUGCGGGUCCUGGCGGACUUCGGGGCUUCGCCCUCGAGCCUCGCCUGGCGCUUCUGCCUGGGGGCCUUCACCACCAGCUUUGUGGCCGUGAAGGCUGUGGCGCUGCCGAUCUGCCUGGGGCGCCUGAUCCUGCGGCCGCAGGAGUUCCCGGAGCUGCACCAGCCCGCGUUCCUGCCCGCCAAGCUGGCGAUCCUGCUGCGGGCCUUCCUGAACUACGUGUGGCUGAGCAUCGCCGCAAGGCACUGGGUGCCGGUGCGGCAUCUGCACCCGGAGGGCCAGUACCUGAUCUCCCCGAAAGACCAGCGCUUGCCGCAGCUCCGGGACAUCACCCCAGACAUCUCUCAGUCCUUGCAGAACAUCCGGAAGGCGUACAACCCCAUGAGCUUGCUCUUCUUCGCGGUGCUUCAGGGAUGCUACUUUGUUGGCCCUGCGGCUCUCCCUGCCAUCCUCUAUGCGUUGGCUCGCAUCCCGAAGUACCGCUGGGCGGCAGGCUCGGCGCUGGGGAUGCUGGGAGUCCUGGCAGUGUGGCCCAUGCACACUGAAAGGCCAUACCGCACGGGAGGCACUGCCAUGGCCUCGUUUUUUCAGAGGUGGCUGCGGGAGCGGCUGCUGAGGUACUUCUCCUUCCAGGCGAUCUUUGAGGAGCCCUUGCAGAAGGAUCGCAAGUACCUCUUGGCGGUCAUGCCUCAUGGGGUCAUCCCUUUUGCCAGCACCUGCCUGUCAAUUGCGCUGGAGAAGGAAGGCUUUGUGCCCAACAGCAUCGGUGCAGACAUUCUGUUCCAGAUUCCUCUGCUCAGGCAGCUUUGUAGGUUUGGCGGCCUGGUGCCGGCAACCCCUCAGUCAAUCAAAAGGGCCUUGACUUGGAAAUAUCCCAACAACAUCACCUUCAUCGUCCCGGGCGGCAUUGCGGAAAUCUUCCUGAUGCGCCCAGAUCUAGAACAGGUCUUCAUCAAGAGUCGUAAAGGCUUCAUCCGCUUGGCUUUGCAAGCCGGCGUGGACAUCGUGCCAGUCUAUGGGCUUGGCCACACGCAGCUCUUCAGCAUGCUGGACAAGUCCUCGACUCUUGGAGGCUUUCUGAUGCGAAUGAGCCGGCGCCUGAAGGUGUCACUGCCCUUGAGCUACGGCCGGUGGGGGAUGCCGCUGAUCCCCUACUCAAAGCCGAUUGCAGCCCUGGUGGGCAAGCCCAUUCGGGUGGACGAGCCGUGUCCCAACCCAACAGAGGAGCACGUCAACGAAGUCCAUGCUCAGUUCGUCAACGAGCUGAUCCGUGUCUUUGAGAAACACAAAGGCGUGGUGCCUGGCUACGAGAACAAGCAGCUGUACUUGGAAGACGAGGAUGUUCCUCCGCUCCGGAAAGACGACGCGCUGGCAGCAGACGUGCUGUUUCCCAGCACGUUGCCUUCCCUGAAAAGUCGCCUGUGACACAGUAGUGUCACAGGUUGGCCGGUUAUUCGGCUGAGUGUGGCAGUAUUGCUGGCGAACUGCCGGCAGAGCUUGAUUAGAUGAGGCAGGGGACCGUCCGAAAUGCAAGCAGCCUAUGAGACAGGAGACUGACUGUCACUUGCCCAGGUGUUCAUAACGUAGGUUGUAUCAGGCACAGGCACCGCUCUACAAGCGGCAUGCUGUGCUCGAGAAAAGGGGUGCCAGCUGCAAUCGCAUGUGCAGAUGGCAUCGCAAAGUCCCGCCAGAUGUGCC